AUGGCGUCGGUCAGAAGCCUCGAUCAAGACAUGCGCAAACUGCGCCUUGAACGAUAUACCCCCGGCGCAGCAAACGAGGUGAGAAACUGGAUUGAAAGCACUUUGGGCGAGAGAUUGGCUCCAGGUGACUUGAUGGACGCCCUGCGGGAUGGAGUUGCUCUUUGCAAACUUGUCAAUCUAGCCGUGUCCCCAGGCAUCAAGUAUAAACAGUCGAACAUGCCCUUCGUGCAGAUGGAGAACAUCUCCCACUUCCUCCGUGCUUGCGAGGUUGCGCCAUUGAGUCUUCCCUCUCAUGACCGAUUCCUUACUGUCGACCUCUACGAUGCUAAAGACCCCGCACAAGUCUUACAAUGCAUCGCCGCCUUCAGCCGCAGAGCGAACCAACUGAAUCCUUCCGCCUUUCCUACAACCCUGGGAGCAAAGAGCAAAAGUGCCAUGAGCCCACAAGGAACGGGCUCAAGUGGGCCAAGAUCACCAGCUUACACCACCACCACAAGUUCGCGGCCACGGGGUGCGAGCAACGCAGCUACUGACAGUCCGUCUCUCACCUUCAAUCCUCUCAACAAGUCCGCGUAUUCUGGGCGUGUUAGCCCCACAAAGAACAUCCUCAGUCGAGGAGGGCUGGCUUCUGGCGGUUCCGUCAGCAGUUGGAGCAACAAGGCUGACGAGACCAAGACCGCACCCGCGUGGAAUAUCCAUCAGUAUGGGUACAUGGGAGGGGCAAGUCAAGGUAAUCAAGGCGUUGCUUUCGGCGCUCGGAGACAGAUUACCUCCCCAGCACCCAGCGUCCCCAGCAUUGCAGAGAAAGAGAAGCGUCUUCAAGAAGAAGUGGAGAGAAAGCGACAAGAAGCAGAGGAACUUGAACAGCAGCAGCGGGCUCAACAAGCUGCAGAAGAAGAACAAGCACGUCUGGAAGAAGAACGUAGAUGGGCCCAGGAAACGCAGCGGUUGAAAGAGCAAGAAGCCGCUGCGCAGCGAGACCUUGAGCGAGAACGUCUACAAGAGGAAGAGCGCGUUCGCCGUGAAGAACAGCGUCGCAAAGAGUUGGCCUAUGAACGUGACCGGGAGCGAGAAGCGCAGGAUCAAGCAGAUCGAGAGGCCCGUAUGGCGCAGGAACGAGGUCGUCAACGCACCGUCAGUGAUGCUCGUCUCAACGGACAAUUUCUCAGUCAGUACCAAGCCGACCAGGCUAGAAGUCAUGUCGCUUCCCCACCUCUACCAAACCCUGCUGCCGAGCAGGACUCGGCUGAAAGUCGACGCAUUGCGGAAUUAGAGCGUCAAUUGGAGGAGAUGAGGGCGCAGCAGAGACAAACCCAAUCUGCCAGACCAGUGCCUGAACCUGAACCUCCGGCACCUGCACCACCAAGCAGACCCCAAGUUAGCCAAGCAAGCCACGAGGACGACUGGGCUGCAUCAGAGCGUCAAUACCUGCAGCAAGAAUGGCAGAAAGCACAGGACGGCCAACCUCCUCCCAAACCACCCAGGCCUGAAUCCACACCAUCAGCAGCUUCUCGUCCGCUACCUGACCCAGCGACCUAUCAGCCAGGCACCAGCCGCACAGACCGAUACCUUGCCUCGAACGCCGCUCCUGCUCAACCGAAUGUUGCGUCUCACCGCCCUCAAGACUUUUCCACCACAACCGAAGUGGACCUUGAAAACCAACGCCGUGUCCAAUCCCAACAGCGCACCAAAGCUGGGGGCUGGGCCUCGAAGUCCCUCCUCGAGCGAGAGAUGGAACGCGAGCGAGAACGGCAGAGAGAGUGGGAAGAAGCACAGAAAGAUACCGCAUCGAGAGCCAGGGAUAUACAAGAAGGGAGCGGCCCUGGUCAGACAUGGGAUGUCCACCAAUAUGGGUAUUUGGGUGGGGAUAGCCAGAAUCGUGGAGGUCCAGGGCUAGGAGUGGGGGGCGCCAGAAGGCAGAUUAUCGGCCCAAGGCCGCCCCCUUAG
Molecule: messenger RNA, 1947 nt
Organism: Fonsecaea multimorphosa CBS 102226
Lineage: Eukaryota; Fungi; Ascomycota; Eurotiomycetes; Chaetothyriales; Herpotrichiellaceae
Exons: 2
Coding region: 1-1947 (648 amino acids)
Molecular function (GO): protein binding
Source: RefSeq, a predicted model, not a curated record